This is a messenger RNA of Candoia aspera, 2746 nucleotides long. It is a transcript of the gene HECA, whose product is annotated as hdc homolog, cell cycle regulator. Lineage: Eukaryota; Metazoa; Chordata; Lepidosauria; Squamata; Candoiidae. The transcript has 4 exons. The record is from RefSeq and is a predicted model, not a curated record. Bases 297 to 1886 code for a protein of 529 amino acids.
ACACGCCUUUUCCCUGGCUUGCAUUUCUUCCGCGGCGAGGCGUCUGUGGAUGCGCGCCUGUGUGCGUGCGUGCAUGCGACAGGGCCGCGGUGCGUGAGAGAAGGACGAGCGUGCUGCUCCGCCUGACAAUGGAGCUGCACUAGGCGGGGGUCAGCGGGGGUAGCAGCAGCAGCAGCAGCAGCACCAGAGGCAGCAGCACUGCCACCGCGAGCCUCCGCCACCGCCGCCUCCUCAGCCUUCCCGCUGCGACCCGCUCCUCCUCCUCUCCUCCUCCUCCUCCUCCUCCUCCCUUGGCGAUGCCGAACCAGAAGAGUAACAAGGGCAAGAAGAACAAGCGCGCUAACAGCAGCGGGGACGAGCAGGAAAAUGGAGCCCUGGCCGCGACGGGAGUUGCAGGCGCCGGAGGAGUCCUGGCCGCCGUGGCUGCGGCCGGAGCAAGCGGGCCCGUGGCGGCUGCCGGAGGUGGAGGAGGCUCCGGGGGAGCGGCGGCAGCGACAGGCUCGGCUUCGGGCGACUCCAAAAACGAAGCACCUUGUGCUACACCACUGUUAUGUAGCUUUGGACGGCCUGUUGACUUAGAAAAAGAUGACUACCAGAAGGUUGUUUGCAACAAUGAGCAUUGUCCCUUCAGCACUUGGAUGCAUCUUCAGUGUUUUUACGAGUGGGAGAGCAGCAUUUUGGCCCAAUUUAAUUGCAUUGGAAGAGCGAGGAGUUGGAAUGAGAAACAGUGUCGGCAAAAUAUGUGGACCAAGAAAGGGUAUGAUCUUGCCUUCCGCUUUUGUUCUUGUCGAUGUGGGCAGGGCCAUUUAAAGAAAGACACAGAUUGGUACCAAGUAAAACGAAUGCAGGAUGAAAAGAAGAAGAAAUCUGUGUCUGAAAAAAGCAGUGGAAGAUCAACAUCAGAGUCUUCAGAAGAUCUUAAGAAGUGCAGGUCUGCUAACAAAUCACAAAAAGGUUUAAACCAUGAUAUCCAGCGACGGCAUUCAAUGGACAGGCAGAACUCUCAAGAGAAAGGCUCUGCUAGCGGUAGCUAUGCAGUCCGUUCUCCCUGUGGUUCUCCUGGGCAGUCCCCUCCAGCAGGUUAUUCGGUUCUUGCCCCCACCCAUUUCAGUGGCCCCCGCUCUUCACGAUACUUAGGAGAAUUUUUGAAGAAUGCCAUUCAUCUAGAACCUCAUAGAAAGAAUAUGGCCAAUAGUGGCAUGUUUAGGAAUGCUCACUUUGAUUAUGGGACAGCUGGGCUACAAGCACAUAGAUCAGGACAUUUUGAUGCUCCAGUACAAUUUUUGAGAAGGCUUGAUCUAUCUGAACUCCUUGCUCACAUACCUAGGCAUAAACUGAACACUUUCCAUGUCCGUAUGGAGGAUGAUGCCCAAGUGGGUCAAGGAGAAGAUUUACGGAAAUUCAUUCUUGCAGCGCUCAGUGCCAGUCAUCGAAAUGUUGUCAACUGUGCAUUAUGCCAUAGAGCAUUGCCUGUAUUUGAACAGUUUCCCCUGGUGGAUGGAACCUUGUUUCUUAGUCCAUCAAGACAUGAUGAAAUUGAGUAUGAUGUUCCCUGUCACCUUCAAGGAAGGCUUAUGCACCUAUAUGCUGUUUGUGUAGACUGUUUAGAAGGGGUUCACAAAAUUGUCUGCAUAAAAUGCAAAUCUCGGUGGGAUGGAAGCUGGCAUCAGCUGGGAACCAUGUACACUUACGACAUUCUAGCAGCCUCUCCUUGUUGUCAGGCUCGGCUGAACUGUAAGCACUGUGGGAAACCUGUUAUAGAUGUACGUAUUGGGAUGCAGUAUUUCUCAGAAUACAGCAACGUUCAGCAGUGUCCACACUGUGGAAACCUGGACUAUCAUUUUGUGAAGCCAUUUUCCUCAUUUAAAGUUCUGGAGGCUUAUUGACAAAAGCUUUGCCAUAGUAAUAGCUAUUUUAUGAGUAUUGUUCCAUUUAUUUUACAUAUCUUUUAUAAGAUCUGCUCUGUGAGGGGAGGGGGGCUUUUCUUUUUUCUAACUGAAAGGAAGUGCAGCAGCUUUGCGUGAUUGUGUACCUGUGUUCCUGUGUAGAUGUGUGUCAUUCAGACAGAGGUCCUCCUGCCAUGAUUUCAGUGAAGGCUAGAGAUGGGGCAUCGGGUCCUUUUUCUCUCUUCUAAAUAUCUCAUUUCCCUAGCUCUCCUCCAGGUGUGUUGGGAUCACGCUUCCUGGGUAUUCUGAAAGAUGUGGUUCCAUCGCAUCUGGGAAGGUACUAGGUGGGGAAGUCUGUCUAUAUUUACCCAGGCUCGGAGGGAAAAUUCCAUUCUAUUUCUCCUCUCUAUUGUUAAAUAAAACAGUGACUUCAAGAUGUGGAGAAGUUGUAGGUUGGAGAGAUGAACAGAUUUUCAUAAAUGGGUAGAAGAAAUAAAACUAUAUGUCUAUCCAGAUGAAGGGUGAAAUCCAACAUCAUGGGAGUGGAGUUUUGCUUAUAUGAAAAGUGGGCUACAGCCUUCCAGUAUGCCCUGAGAAUCAGGUCUGGAGGGUGGGAGACUCUUAGCAGAUUUUGAAAAUGUUGGGGGCAUAGGAAGUGGCUCCAAGCUAAGCAGCACUCACAUUACUACUGCCUUUUUCCAGGCACUCCAAUAUAUUUCAAAGCCUAAUACAACAUGGAUGAGGGAGGGGAGGCACACCACACGAUCCCAGAUUGUCAUAACCUCUCCAUUGCUUAAUCUUAAUCCACAAACUUCACGUGUGUAUUCAGAUCCUAUCUGUACAUUUUAGAUGAACUAAGC